Molecule: messenger RNA, 2739 nt
Organism: Hippoglossus stenolepis (Pacific halibut)
Lineage: Eukaryota; Metazoa; Chordata; Actinopteri; Pleuronectiformes; Pleuronectidae
Gene: chst2b
Product: carbohydrate (N-acetylglucosamine-6-O) sulfotransferase 2b
Exons: 1
Coding region: 577-1974 (465 amino acids)
Biological process (GO): sulfur compound metabolic process; carbohydrate metabolic process; N-acetylglucosamine metabolic process
Cellular component (GO): Golgi membrane
Molecular function (GO): N-acetylglucosamine 6-O-sulfotransferase activity
Source: RefSeq, a predicted model, not a curated record
ACGAGCGGAGCGGAGGAGCAGGAAGAAAGAGAGGAAGAGAGAGAGAGAGAGAGAGCGAGAGGGGGGGGGUUGAGAAUCUCAGAACCGUCCGCCGCUCCGUUAUGGCAGAUGCGGAAUGAUCCGAGCCGCAGCCGCACGCGCCGACUCUCAGCGGUGUUUGUUUUUCUUCUUCUGGAUUCUGCGAUUCUCUUCUUUGUUGUGAAGGAUGCACGAGAUGGGGACUGCGCAGGGAUGCCUCCGCCGAGCACGGGCGAACAGGGCGUCUGUUCCGAUGAUGCGAGCCGCUGCCUUUUUGUUUUGAACAACACGGGCCACCCACUGAAUCCCCGCAUCGCCGUGGACGACUCGGACGCAAUCCUCGCAUCCAUCGCUCCUGCGAGGAACGUUGCGCACUGCAGAGGGAAAAAAACGGGGGGGAAUCGUGUUGUGGAUGUGGAAUCGCUGGUGAAUAUAUUACCUAAUCAGCCGGCGUUCAAAAAUCUGCAUCGGUCCCCAGUGUAUGGUGGGUAUACAUCCCUGCAGAGUCAGUGAGAGGGAACUUUGUCCGGUGGUGAGAGCCACUCUCCGGGGGCACAGAUGAGAGGCAAACAAUACCAUCAACCACUGAAGUUGACAGCACCCUGGGAGAAGGAUGCUGGCUUUGGGAGGAAGCUCAAAACCUACAGGAAUCAUACCAAGAUAAUAGCACAGCCCGGGAUCGUGAUGAAAGUCCUCCGCAGGAAGAGGAUCGUGUUGUUCAUGGCCUAUAUCUUACUGCUCGUCCUCACCAUGCUGAACCUGGCUAAUUAUAAAUGGACUAAGGAGCCACAGCAGUGUAAUCACCAGAUGAGGAGCACCACUUAUCAGAGCAGAUCUGACAUUCGCUUCCUCUACAGGCCCUCGCUGGCCAAAAAGAGGCAGCUCAUCUAUGUCCUGACCACCUGGAGGUCGGGCUCCUCGUUUUUCGGGGAGCUCUUCAACCAGAAUCCUGACGUGUUCUUCUUGUACGAGCCCAUGUGGCACAUCUGGCAGAAACUGUACCCGGGCGAUGCAGUGUCUUUACAAGGGGCCGCCAGGGACAUGCUCAGCUCCCUGUACCGCUGCGAUCUGUCUGUUUUCCAACUUUACAACAGCCCCGGGGGCAAGAAUUUUACCUCCCUGGGACUGUUUGGGGCCACCCUCAAUAAAGUUGUGUGUUCCUACCCCCUGUGCUCGGCCUACAGGAAGGAGGUGGUGGGGAUGGUGGAUGACAAGGUGUGUAAAAAGUGCCCCCCUCAAAGCCUUAGACUGUUGGAGGAGGAGUGCCUCAAAUAUAACACUAUAGUCAUUAAAGGGGUACGCAUUUUGGAUGUUAACGUGUUGGCCCCGCUCAUGGAGGACCCGUCCUUGGAUCUGAAGGUAAUACACCUGGUAAGAGACCCGCGGGCCGUGGCCAACUCCAGGAUCAAAUCCAGACACGGCCUGAUAAGGGAGAACUUACAGGUGGUCCGCAGCAGGGACCCCAAACUUCGCCGGAUACCUUUCGUGGAUCCGGGCCACAAAGCCAACAAGAAGGACGGCUCGGACUACCACUCCAUCGGGGCCAUGGAGGUGAUCUGCGACCGCACCUCCAGGACUUUGAGGACUGCCUUAAACCCGCCCACCUGGCUGAAGGGGAAGUACAUGGCUGUGCGCUACGAAGACCUGGUCGAGAACCCGGUCAAGACCUUGCGGAACAUCUACCGCUUUGCCAACCUGACCAGCAACCACGAAAUUGAGUCGUUCGCGCUGAACAUGACCAGCGGCUCCAGCUCCUCCUCCAAGCCAUUCAUAGUCUCAUCCAGGAAUGCCACACAGGCUGCUAGUGCGUGGAGAACAGUGCUCAGCAUUCAACAGAUCAAACAAGUCGAGGACUACUGUCACCACUCGAUGUCCGUUCUAGGGUAUGAACGAGUCCGAACGGCCGGGGAGGCUAAGGACAUGAGCAAACCACUACUGACACACUCCAAACUGUGAAAAAACGUCCACACCACCAAAGACCUUUUAAUUUAAUGUUCAUUUUGCAUCGAGUGCCGUUUCCUCUUCUUGUGGAAUUAAAGCUUUACGUUGAAUCAGUGUCCGAGGAGCUACACUGGCCACAUACGGAAUGUAUCAUGUUUCUCUCAGUUGAAUUGCAGUGGUAUUUGAAGGGACCACGUCUUUUAUACUGGAAUACUGUUGUCUGCUGUUGACAAUGCAAAGGCCCCAUUAACAAUGACAAUGAAAUGUGAAGCUGCAACUUUGAAAAACAAAACUCAAAGAACAAAACAACGGUAUCUUGUUCAUGUAUCUUGUCAUGAUGACACUUGGAAGUGGAUGUUUUUGGGGGGUUAUUUUUGAAUGUUCAAAAUAUUUCUUUUCCGGUCUCCAUACUGUUCUGUAAAAGUGAAAUGGUCAACAAAGAAAACAAACAAAAAAAAAAACAGAGAACAACCUAUAAAACUGAAAGAAAAAAAAAAAUCUCAUUGCUAAUGUUCAUUUGUAAGAUCUGGGUGAAGUCAGAGACAAUCAAUAAAUUGGUUUGUUGAUGUGCCAUAGUCAGAGGUGUGAUGAGAAGACGACUUCAGAGCAGCAUCAGUGCUAUUUCUAGAUUUUAAAAAGAAAAGAGAGGAUGUUUUCAUGCACUGUGGACAAUGCUGUGUCUCUGGAGCUGCCUCUCCCUCUCAGUGUGUGUGUAAGCAGUCUGUUCUACCAUUUCCAAUGUUUACAAUUGCUUGCUCUUAUAAAAAAAAAAACACAUGA